GCUAUGAUUACUGUAGGCUAAUACAAUAACGCACAACUGUACUCCUCAAACUCUUAAAUUGUGUAUAUCGUGCAUUGCCUUGAGUUGUAACAGCGGGGAUAACUGUUUUGGCCCUCUGACGUCACGUUCAUUCCCACAAUGCCAUAGUAACACGACUGCGCACUCGCUCUCGUGGACGCGCACCAACAGACAGCCCAUCACACACAGAGCAAACAUGGCGGGUGCCUCCGACCCUCUGGAAGACAUGCUGUUCUCCGAGGUGGACGAGAAAGCCGUGAGCGAUCUGGUGGGCUCACUGGAGUCUCAGCUGGUGGGUCAGAGCGAUCCGGCCAUUGCACCGCCUGAAAGCACACACCCGGGCUGCGAGAACACACACCCGAGCAGCGCAAAGCAGCAGCAGCAGACAGGAGGGAAAGCGCAACUGCCAGCCCGUGUAGACACUCCAUCAGAACCACAACAACAACAACCACAGCAGCAGCACGGGCGUAAAGCUGCAGGCAAACCGGAUUCUGACUCGAAAAAACCCGGCGGGGAUGCGCGUGCCAAAGCCGAGGAUAAGGAGAGCAUCCUAAAAUCACAUGUCAACACCAUCGCGAUCACUACAACGGCAGCAUCAUCUGACGGAGUACCAGCUCCUGUGCCGGGCAACAAAGGUGAGAUCCCGAGGGACACUCGUAAAAAACAUCCUGGGAGUUCUCGCGCGCAGCGCUCCGCAGCAUCACACAGUCUCAAUGGCAACGGAGUAAGCGCAGCAUCAGCAUCAUCAUCCAGCGGCUCUGGCUCUCCGGCACCCAGCAGCGGACCCGCUGUGACCCCGAACAGCACGAUUUUCACCGUGUCUAGCAACCCUCAAGCGAUCGCGUUGGACCGCGGGACGCCCACUAUCGCUCUGCAACGACUCCCGCGGCACAUCAUCGCCAGCAUCGCGCAGAAUGGAAACGGCACCUCCGUGUCCGCGCUGGUCCAGCAGGGCGCUCAGAUAGGAGCGACGGGCGCUGGGGUGAACCACAGCAAACCAGCGGACGCGCCCGGGAAUAACGCCAAACCAGCGGCGAAUUCGGUCACUCCGGCGACUCCAAACGCGCCUGUCAAACCCGCGGUCAGUGCGCCUCCGGUGACCCCGCUGAUCAGACCCGCGCAGACGCAGCCGCGUCCCGCUCCACCUGCGCAGCAGAAGAUCGUAACACCGCAGCUGAUAGUCAGACCGCCACAACAGCAAACUACCAUACAACUGCCACCUGGAUUCACCAUCCCAUCAGGUAUGGUUCUGGUCCGGACAGAGAUGGGUCAGCUGGUCAUGGUUCCUCAGCAGGCGUUGGCUCAAGCCCAGAACAGCGUCUCACCACGAGCCUCCACUCCCACAGGUGGAGCCACCUUCAGGGUGACCACACCACAGUCUCCUGUCAGCACUCAGGCGAUUCGACCCGCCCCUGUCGCUCAAACUAAAAUGGUCACGUCCAGUUCUCCCAGCACUAUGGUCCAGACCAGCACCUCAACCAGUCAUGCUAAGGCCCCCGUGGCAGCCGCCGUGACAGUGACAGCUCCCCAGCAGGUCCAGCCAGCCUUGGGCCCCCAGGGGUCCCUCACUCAGAUGCCACUGGCCCCUCAGAGCGCGCCCUCUCCGGCCCCCGGAGCCCCGGUUGUCUCCCAGGAGAUGCAGGAGAACGUGAAGAAAUGCAAGAACUUCUUGGCGACGUUGAUCAAAUUGGCUUCCCACAAUUCCCCUUCCCCAGAGACGUCCAAGAACGUGAAGGCGCUGGUACAGGACCUACUGGAUGCAAAGAUCGAUCCUGAGGAGUUCACCAGCCGUCUCCAGUCUGAACUGAAGUCAUCGCCACAGCCUUACCUGGUCCCUUUUCUGAAGAAAAGUCUGCCUGCGUUGCGUCUGUCUCUUCUGAACAGUCAGCAGUCUCUUGUACAGCCAAACAAAACCAGCGUGUCUCCGGUCCAGACGAGCAUCAAUGUGCGUCCACAGCAACCCAACAGCACCGGUCUACUACAACCAGGCAUUAAGAGGGCAACGGGUCCUGGAGCUCAGAUACGAAUGCCUGUGGUUGUCACACACACGGUGCGGACGACAGGGACUUUAGGGAAGCCAUCAGCCAUCCAGGCGGGCAAAGGUCCCGCGGGCAUCACCGUACAGCUCUCAGGAAAUCAGAAGAACAAGCUGAAUGACCCCGGGGGAGGCUCAUUCAGGGAUGAUGAUGAUAUCAAUGAUGUGGCGUCUAUGGCUGGAGUAAACCUGAAUGAAGAAAGCGCUCGUAUCCUGGCCACCAACUCUGAGCUGGUGGGAACUCACAUCCGGUCCUGUAAAGAUGAGACCUUUCUGCCCACAGGUCUGUUACAUCGACGGAUACUAGAGACAGCUAAGAAGUUUGGAGUGACAGAAGUAGCGCUGGAGGCGGUAAACUUCAUUUCUCACGCUACCCAGUCCAGAUUACGAACGGUACUGGAGAAAGUUUCGUCCAUCGCCCAGCACAGAAUGGACUCGUGUAAGGAGGAUGAGUGGCACGAGCAGUCGUCUGAGGUUCGAACUCAGCUGAAGUUUUUCGAGCAGUUGGAGCGAAUGGAGAAACAAAGGAAGGACGAGAGAGAACGAGAAAUUCUCCUCAGAGCGGCGAAGAGUCGCUCGCGGCAAGAAGACCCAGAACAGGCCCGUCUGAAGCAGAAGGCAAAGGAGAUGCAGCAACAGGAACUCGCUCAAAUGAGACAGCGAGAUGCCAAUCUGACAGCGCUCGCCGCCAUCGGCCCUCGCAAGAAACGAAAGGUGGACUCACCCGGUGCUACAACAACAGGCGCUGAGGUGUCGGGAAGUUCGUCGUGUUCUCCGGCCGGAUCAUCGGCUGCCUCCAGUUCUUCGCGACAGUAUUCCCGACAGAGAAUAACACGCGUCAACCUCAGGGACUUCAUAUUCUACAUGGAGCAGGAGAGAGAGACGAGUCGAUCGCUUCUGCUCUACCGUGCCCUCCUCAAGUAGCUAACACUUAACUAACUCAUAACACUACAAACAAACCGUACAGACGUUCAGCCGACGAUUGACUUCCUUCCAGCCGUGCCUUCAGCUCGCUUAACCCUCUGUGUCUGUGAUGUUGUGAAGUCAUCAUCGCUUUGAUAGCAAACUCAAAAAUGGAAAAAACCAAGACGUCCACCAUGUUUUCACUGUUACGUGAUUAAAUGCAUUUAUCGUGUUCAUGAUAGUGAAUCUUAAGCUAAGCUAAUGUCGGGCUUUGAGCCAUAUGGGAAGGCUUUUUGUUUUAUUCAUUUCGUGAAUUCAUUUCACUGCAAAAAAUCUUUUACUUUAUUUGUUGUCUUGUUUUAAGCAAAAAAAAUUCUUUUUUAUGGCCCCUUUGCACAUUUUUAUUUAUUUUUAACAUAUAUUUUUAAAUGCAUCACACUACAUUUUGUUUCAUUUUUUGUUCAAAUAAAAAUAAAAAUGACAAUUUGGUAAUGCGGUAAAAAAAAAAAAACUUGUUUUCUGUGAAAAACAAAUCUUGCUAUCUGACACAUUUUGCUUCUCUUGUUUUAAGAUUUAUUUGAAAAGAUUUUUUGCAGUGAUGCUCAGAGACGCUAUUCAUAUAUUCAACACAGAGCGCUUACAAUGAACGAUCUUUAAGAUGAAGUGAUCAAUGUACUUUUGUUUUUGUUUUGUUCGUUGUUUCUAAACUUUAUGCAGAAUUUUUUUUUACGUGAUCAUCCGUGUCCAACCAAUUCACAGUAUUUAAAACCCUAUAAAAGUUGAAUGAAUCGACUGAAAUCUUUUAUCGAAGAAACCUUUUAUGAGUGAGGCUUCAAUGUAAAUAGAUUUUAUGAUGAAUAUUGUUUCUAACAGCAUGUAUAAAUGAUUUCCACAUGAUAUUUUAGCAGCUAAAUAACAUUUUAAAAUCAUGUAACAAAGAAUGAAAUAUUCCCUUUAAUUUAUCAUAAUGCAUCUUAUCUUUCAUUGUGUUUUUGUAACAUUUUAUAUGUACACAUGAGAAACAUUUAUUCUGUGUUUUUUAGAAACAGGCCAGCAGUGAUCCGAGUUACAGCAAUACGAGCACCGAAACACAUCGCAUUAUCUUCAACGUGAUUUUUAUUUGUCUAAGUCCAUUUGCAAUUCACAUCACAUUUUUAAGUGCAGGAUAAGUCAGAGAUGUGGACAGGGAUUUGAUUUUAUCCAUCAUGAUUUGAUUCGAUUUUUAAAAGUGGGUGUUUAGUAUAUCACAAUGAAACCAAAUGUAAAUGUUUCGUAAAACAUUCCCAGACACUUAAAUACAUUUAAAGGGGGCAUAUCAUGAAAAUCUGACUUUUUCCAUAAGCGCUAUAAUUGGGUCCCCAGUGCUUCUAUUAAUCUAGAUAAUGUGAAAAAUAACAACCUAUUUACUUUUGUUUAUCAAAACUUUCUCUGCAAGCAUGUGGAAAAAU
Molecule: messenger RNA, 4404 nt
Organism: Misgurnus anguillicaudatus (oriental weatherfish)
Lineage: Eukaryota; Metazoa; Chordata; Actinopteri; Cypriniformes; Cobitidae
Product: transcription initiation factor TFIID subunit 4
Biological process (GO): transcription initiation at RNA polymerase II promoter; DNA-templated transcription
Cellular component (GO): transcription factor TFIID complex
Molecular function (GO): RNA polymerase II general transcription initiation factor activity; DNA binding; protein heterodimerization activity
Source: RefSeq, a predicted model, not a curated record